This is a messenger RNA of Macadamia integrifolia, 1598 nucleotides long. RefSeq names its product transcription factor AS1-like. The transcript has a single exon. The coding region runs from base 285 to 1466 and encodes 393 amino acids. Lineage: Eukaryota; Viridiplantae; Streptophyta; Magnoliopsida; Proteales; Proteaceae. The record is from RefSeq and is a predicted model, not a curated record.
CUUAUCUGAGCACCCCUCGUCCUGUCUUUUCCAACCCUUCUGACGUUUCCUCUGUCUAUAUGCCUCUCUCUCCGUCCUCUUCCUCCCUCAUUUAUAACUCUAACCCGUAAGUUCAAAGCCUCAAACCCUCUCAUAUUGUACGUAUGCCUCAUCUUCACCAUCCUCCUUUAGGCCUUCCAAACAUAGAUUCCAAAAGAAAGAAUGGGAGCUUAAUUAGAUGGGUAUCCUCCAACAGUAUUCAAAGUUGAAAGGGAAGAAAGAGGAGACGUCAUGGUUAAUAGGAGAUGAAGGAAAGGCAACGGUGGCAGCCUGAAGAAGACGCACUCCUCCGCGCCUAUGUCAAGCAAUAUGGCCCCAAAGAAUGGAACCUUGUCUCUCAACGCAUGGGUAAACCCCUCGACCGUGACGCCAAAUCCUGCCUUGAGCGUUGGAAGAAUUACCUCAAGCCUGGUAUCAAGAAGGGUUCUUUAACCCCUGAAGAACAAUCCCUCGUUAUUUCUCUGCAAGCUAAGUACGGCAACAAGUGGAAGAAGAUCGCAUCUGAAGUCCCUGGUCGCACAGCCAAGCGACUGGGUAAGUGGUGGGAGGUCUUUAAGGAGAAACAGCUCAAACAGAGCAACAAGACCCAUCAACAACAGCGCCUCUUCUCUCUCGAUUCCUCUGCAAAUUCUUCUAUCCCAACAACCCCUUCAGCUCCAUUAACAGUUUCAUCAACAACAACCCUUCUCUCUGCUUCACCUGAACAAGGGAAGUAUGAUCACAUCUUAGAGACUUUCGCAGAGAAGUACGUUCAGCCAAAGUUGCAGCUUCUACCUUCUCUACUGAUGCCUAACCUCUCCCUAUCCGACGCCCCUCCUCUGCUUUCACUCUCCGGCGCCACCACUACCACCACCACCACCACUUCGCCGCCGUCGAUGCUUCUCCCCUGGAUGACUGUUAAUAACUCGACCACCUCGUCUCUGUCUUCUUCCUCUUCCACAACGGCUUCGCCGUCCGUGAGUCUUUCUCUAUCUGCAACGGACCUAAGCAAGGUCGACCCAGUUUCACCGGAGAUCGGGCGACUCCUCCCUGUUCAUGAGUUGGCUACUUUGGUUCAGUAUUGUAAGGAGCUUGAGGAAGGGAGGCAGAGCUGGUUGCAGCAUAAGAAGGAAGCCAUGUGGAGGUUGAGUCGGUUAGAGCAGCAGUUGGAGUCGGAGAAGAACAGGAAGAAGAGGGAGACGAUGGAGGAGGUAGAGACCAAAAUCAGGUGCUUGAGAGAAGAAGAAAUGGGUUUUCUUGAUGGGAUUGAGAGGGAAUGCAGAGAACAACUUAAUUCUAUUUACAGGGAUGCAGAAGCUAAGGAAGCUAAGAUGGUGGAGAUGUGGUCACGUAAGCAUGUUAAGCUUGCUAAGCCUGUAGAACAGCAAUUGGGUUCUUUUUAUUCUUUAUCAUCACUUCACCACCAUCACCACCACCAUCAUAGCUAAGAACUGAGGAGGAAACCACUACUGCAACCCAUGUCUUCUCUGUUUUGAUAUUUCCAGAUGUUUUUGUUUUUAAUCUUCGUCUUUCUAUGUUUACUGAAUAAAAAUAAUAUAAUCUAAUAUGGUUUUGAAAUC